AUCCAUACAAUUAAAUAAGAAAAACUCGCUUACAAUCUUCCAAAUUUGAAAAAUGGCGAAAAUAGUAGCCUUUUCAUUUGCCAUGGUUUUCAUUGCCAUGAUGACCAGCUCAUUGGGUCGCGAGUUUCCACUAGCAGAACAACCCAAGCACACCAAGAUUCACGUGUUCCUUAACAACAUCCAGACCCUGAAUCCUUUGCCGAGCGAGACGGUAGCUCAGUCCAGCACUACCGCCUCCUCGCCAACAGGAUUCGGGAAGGUGCUUGGAGUAGAUGCUCCCAUGACCAAGGUUUCCAUGUCGGAGAACAUCAACGCCGAGGUUGUCGGUCGGAUUCAAGGGCUCGCUAUAUCAGCCGGACAUGCCGAAUUUGCUGGCGUAGAUCUCCUCACCUUCGUUUUCAACGAAGAUGGCCCGUACAAGGGUAGCACCCUUACCGCUGUCGGCCGUAUUAUGCCGGCUUUGACAGAGUUUACCGAAAUCAAUCACCUUAUCAUCGUCGGCGGGACAGGCCUUUUCCAGAGGGCUCAAGGACGUAUCAGCUCCAGGACUGUGUUUGUUGAUCCCAAACUCGGAGAUGUCUCUGAGCUGAAGUUGGACUUCUAUCACUACCCACCAACCCCUAAACACAGUGAUAAAUGAUGAUUCAAGAGUAUCAUUCUUUGUUCUCUCAUAUCAGCCAUGCAUAUUUCUUUCAUCAACGUUUCUUAGGUUGUUGUUGCUGUUUUUUUUUUCUCUUCUUGAAAAAAAUAUCCAUUGUAAUCAAUAAAGAGAUACGAGCCACUCCGGCGACGUAUCAGUGUUUAUGGUUUAUAAUUUGAAUUUGUCGAUUCCUUUGUACGCCGUUUAGUUCGACUUUGUCCUACAUUUUGGCCAGCUUCGCUGGAUUUCAUUAACAAGGCUAAUGAUUAUGCAUAUUGAGAUU
This is a messenger RNA of Oldenlandia corymbosa var. corymbosa, 923 nucleotides long. NCBI's taxonomy places the organism in Eukaryota, Viridiplantae, Streptophyta, Magnoliopsida, Gentianales, Rubiaceae. The record is from the annotation of a GenBank genome assembly.